Molecule: messenger RNA, 5539 nt
Organism: Alosa sapidissima (American shad)
Lineage: Eukaryota; Metazoa; Chordata; Actinopteri; Clupeiformes; Clupeidae
Product: Fc receptor-like protein 5
Exons: 18
Coding region: 11-4705 (1564 amino acids)
Biological process (GO): cell surface receptor signaling pathway
Molecular function (GO): transmembrane signaling receptor activity
Source: RefSeq, a predicted model, not a curated record
UACGUCACUUAUGAGAACAGUAGAUACGUGUGAGAACAGGGUCAGUCAUUCCUGUUACAGCAUGGAGCUCUCUGCAUCGUUUCGGCUGUUAUGGACAAUUUCUGUUGUUCUACUGGGCCACACUGAAGCGAGACCCCGUCCAGUUCUCAGAGUUUCUUCACACAGCUGGCCAGCUGAAGGAGACUCAGUGACUCUGAGCUGUGAGGUUAGACACACCUCCUUAAACUGGACGUUCCUCUGGUACAGAGCAGUUCCCUCCAGAAGAGCAUGUCUUUCCAGACAGAACUCAGCUGAUGUUCGCUACAGAGGGAACACUUACUCUGUGAAGCUCCUCUCAGACAGCAGCAGAGGAGCUGGAGGCUCCUACACUCUCAGCCCUGCUGCUCUUCAACACACUGGGCUUUAUGUGUGCAGAGCAGAGGGAGGAGAUCCAGCCUAUCAGACAGAAUUCAGCGAUGUGGAGGCUCUCUGGGUCACAGGUCUAUCUCCUCCAGCCUCUCUGGUCAUCAGACCCAACAGAGCUCAGCUGUUUGAAUCUGAGUCCGUCUCUCUGAGCUGUGAGGUGCAGGACAACUCUACUGGAUGGAGGCUGAGAUGGUCCACAAACAGAGAAGUGGAGUCAGACUGUCCUCGUAAUUGGAGAUCAGAAGCUGGACCCACAUGCAGCAGCAGCAGCACUUCAGUAUGGGAUAGGGGAGUGUACUGGUGUGAGUCUGAAUCUGGGCAACACAGCAAUGCUGUCAACAUUACAUUUAACUCGAGACCCCGUCCAGUUCUCAGAGUUUCUUCACACAGCUGGCCAGCUGAAGGAGACUCAGUGACUCUAAGCUGUGAGGUUAGACACACCUCCUUAGACUGGACGUUCCUCUGGUACAGAGCAGUUCCCUCCAGAACUGUUCCUUAUAGACGGGACUCAGCUGAUGUUCGCUACAGAGGGAACACUUACUCUGUGGAGCUCCUCUCAGACAGCAGCAGAGGAGCUGGAGGCUCCUACACUCUCAGCCCUGCUGCUCUUCAACACACUGGGCUUUAUGUGUGCAGAGCAGAGGGAGGAGAUCCAGCCUAUCAGACAGAAUUCAGUAAUGUGGAGACUCUCUGGGUCACAGGUCUAUCUCCUCCAGCCUCUCUGGUCAUCAGACCCAACAGAGCUCAGCUGUUUGAAUCGGAGUCCGUCUCUCUGAGCUGUGAGGUGCAGGACAACUCUACUGGAUGGAGGCUGAGAUGGUCCACAGACAGAGAAGAGGAGUCAGACUGUCCUCGUGAUUGGAGAUCAGAAGCUGGACCCACAUGCAGCAGCAGCAGCACUUCAGUAUGGGAUAGGGGAGUGUACUGGUGUGAGUCUGAAUCUGGGCAACACAGCAAUGCUGUCAACAUUACAUUUAACUCGAGACCCCGUCCAGUUCUCAGAGUUUCUUCACACAGCUGGCCAGCUGAAGGAGACUCAGUGACUCUGAGCUGUGAAGUUAGACACACCUCCUUAGACUGGACGUUCCUCUGGUACAGAGCAGUUCCCUUCAGAACUGUUCCUUAUAGAUGGAACUCAGCUGAUGUUCGCUACAGAGGGAACACUUACUCUGUGGAGCUCCUCUCAGACAGCAGCAGAGGAGCUGGAGGCUCCUACACUCUCAGCCCUGCUUCUCUUGAACACACUGGGCUUUAUGUUUGUAGAGCAGAGGGAGGAGAUCCAACCUAUCAGACAGAAUUCAGUGAUGUGAAGUCUCUCUGGGUCACAGGUCUAUCUCCUCCAGCCUCUCUGGUCAUCAGACCCAACAGAGCUCAGCUGUUUGAAUCGGAGUCCGUCUCUCUGAGCUGUGAGGUGCAGGACAACUCUACUGGAUGGAGGCUGAGAUGGUCCACAGACAGAGAAGAGGAGUCAGACUGUCCUCGUGAUUGGAGAUCAGAAGCUGGACCCACAUGCAGCAGCAGCAGCACUUCAGUAUGGGAUAGGGGAGUGUACUGGUGUGAGUCUGAAUCUGGGCAACACAGCAAUGCUGUCAACAUUACAUUUAACUCGAGACCCCAUCCAGUUCUCAGAGUUUCUUCACACAGCUGGCCAGCUGAAGGAGACUCAGUGACUCUAAGCUGUGAGGUUAGACACACCUCCUUAAACUGGACGUUCCUCUGGUACAGAGCAGUUCCCUCCAGAACUGUUCCUUAUAGACGGAACUCAGCUGAUGUUCGCUACAGAGGGAACACUUACUCUGUUGAGCUCCUCUCAGACAGCAGCAGAGGAGCUGGAGGCUCCUACACUCUCAGCCCUGCUGCUCUUCAACACACUGGGCUUUAUGUGUGCAGAGCAGAGGUAGGAGAUCCAACCCAUCAGACAGAAUUCAGCGAUGUGGAGGCUCUCUGGGUCACAGGUCUAUCUCCUCCAGCCUCUCUGGUCAUCAGACCCAACAGAGCUCAGCUGUUUGAAUCGGAGUCCGUCUCUCUGAGCUGUGAGGUGCAGGACAACUCUACUGGAUGGAGGCUGAGAUGGUCCACAGACAGAGAAGAGGAGUCAGACUGUCCUCGUGAUUGGAGAUCAGAAGCUGGACCCACAUGCAGCAGCAGCAGCACUUCAGUAUGGGAUAGGGGAGUGUACUGGUGUGAGUCUGAAUCUGGGCAACACAGCAAUGCUGUCAACAUUACAUUUAACUCGAGACCCCAUCCAGUUCUCAGAGUUUCUUCACACAGCUGGCCAGCUGAAGGAGACUCAGUGACUCUGAGCUGUGAGGUUAGACACACCUCCUUAAACUGGACGUUCCUCUGGUACAGAGCAGUUCCCUCCAAAACUGUUCCUCAUAGACGGAACUCAGCUGAUGUUCGCUACAGAGGGAACACUUACUCUGUGAUGCUCCUCUCAGACGGCAGCAGAGGAGCUGGAGGCUCCUACACUCUCAGCCCUGUUGCUCUUCAACACACUGGGCUUUAUGUGUGCAGAGCAGAGGGAGGAGAUCCAACCUAUCAGACAGACUUCAGCGAUGUGAAGUCUCUCUGGGUCACAGGUCUAUCUCCUCCAGCCUCUCUGGUCAUCAGACCCAACAGAGCUCAGCUGUUUGAAUCGGAGUCUGUCUCUCUGAGCUGUGAGGUGCAGGACAACUCUACUGGAUGGAGGCUGAGAUGGUCCACAAACAGAGAAGAGAAGUCAGACUGUCCUCGUGAUUGGAGAUUAGAAGCUGGACCCACAUGCAGCAGCAGCAGCACUUCAGUAUGGGAUAGGGGAGUGUACUGGUGUGAGUCUGAAUCUGGGCAACACAGCAAUGCUGUCAACAUUACAUUUAACUCGAGACCGCGUCCAGUUCUCAGAGUUUGUCCAGACAGCUGGCCAGCUGAAGGAGACUCAGUGACUCUGAGCUGUGAGGUUAGAGACACCUCCUUAAACUGGACGUUCCUCUGGUACAGAGCAGUUCCCUCCAGAACUGUUCCUUAUAGACGCAACUCACCUGAUGUUCACUACAGAGGGAACACUUACUCUGUGUUGCUCCUCUCAGACAGCAGAAGAGGAGCUGGAGGCUCCUACACUCUCAGCCCUGCUGCUCUUCAACACACUGGGCUUUAUGUGUGCAGAGCAGAGGGAGGAGAUCCAACCUAUCAGACAGAAUUCAGCGAUGUGGAGGCUCUCUGGGUCACAGUGAGACCCCAUCCAGUUCUCAGAGUUUCUUCACACAGCUGGCCAGCUGAAGGAGACUCAGUGACUCUGAGCUGUGAGGUUAGACACACCUCCUUAAACUGGACGUUCCUCUGGUACAGAGCAGUUCCCUCCAAAACUGUUCCUCAUAGACGGAACUCAGCUGAUGUUCGCUACAGAGGGAACACUUACUCUGUGAUGCUCCUCUCAGACAGCAGCAGAGGAGCUGGAGGCUCCUACACUCUCAGCCCUGUUGCUCUUCAACACACUGGGCUUUAUGUGUGCAGAGCAGAGGGAGGAGAUCCGACCUAUCAGACAGACUUCAGCGAUGUGAAGUCUCUCUGGGUCACAGGUUUGUCUCCUCCAGCCUCUCUGGUCAUCAGACCCAACAGAGCUCAGCUGUUUGAAUCUGAGUCUCUCUCUCUGAGCUGUGAGGUGCGGGACAACUCUACUGGAUGGAGGCUGAGAUGGUCCACAGACAGAGAAGAGGAGUCAGACUGUCCUCGUGAUUGGAGAUCAGAAGCUGGACCCACAUGCAGCAGCAGCAGCACUUCAGUAUGGGAUAGGGGAGUGUACUGGUGUGAGUCUGAAACUGGACAACACAGCAAUGCUGUGAAGAUAUCAAUAACCUCUGGGUUUGUGAUUCUGGAGAGCCCUACCAACCCUGUGACUGAAGGAGAUCCUUUGACUCUGCGCUGUGUAUCUCAGAGUAGACCCUCAACCACCAGUGCUGAUUUCUAUAAAGACGGCUCUCUCCUUCAGAGCCAAUCAGCGGGAGAGCUGACCAUCCCUGCAGUCUCAAAGGCACACGCGGGCUCGUAUCAGUGCAGACACCCAGAGCUGGGAGAGUCACCAGAGAGCUGGGUCACAGUCACUGGCAGAGAGAGCCCCCAAGUCAUAGUCAUUGAUGGAAUUCCCGUUUAUCUGCUCACACUGGUUGGCUCUCUACUGAUCGUCUCUCUCGGUCUGCUGGGUAUCGUCACACUUGUGGUGAUAUGCCAUAGAUCUAAAAGUACGGCGUUAAAUGUUAAGGCCAGAAACAUGAGACACUCGACACCUUCUGUCAUUCCAGAAAGCCUCGUGCUAUUAAACUAGCCUCCAGUCAGCAGUGAACAAUGCAAAGUUCCUAGGUAAUGGACUUAAUACUGCAAUGCACAGUACAGGAGGUUGGUGCUAGUAUUGGGCUCUUGCCCAUUCACAAAGGAAGCCUAGGAUUUUUACCAUUGUGCAACUAUAAUAGCUGUAUGGUCAGAGAUUUGGUUGUUUUCUUCCUUUUCUCUAUGAACAUAGCCAGAACUAGAAAUUCAUAAUUUCAUCUAACAUAAGGAUUUAUUGGUCUGCACAACUUCUCUUGCUGCAUUCUAGAAACCUCGGAAGUCAGAUAUUUCCCAGUUGGAAUCUCCCAAUUUCAUUCCAGACAAACUCGGAGGUCAAGAAUUUUGACUACUAGGAAAAAGUAUAAUAGAGUGCCAAUUGUGGUCAGAGUUCCCGCUUCUAAACACAGGGCAAGUCGAACUACCCCGACUUCAAAAUCAGAACAGAAGUCCGACCGGCAUCUGAGUUGUCUGGAAUACAGCAUAAAGUCUACCAACAUUAUGCAAAAUCUGUCUAUCUAAUGACAUGAGCAGGGACCUUAGCUCAAACACCAGUGGAUCCGCUCAGUGCCCCCACACCACAUGAUCACUUUAGUUCAUGCAUGAGACAUUUACUCAUUGACUAACUUUGCACUUGCCCAAGUAGGGCCUGAUAAAUAAAAUAAAUAUUGUUAGUCUGUCAUGCACCAUUGUAACCUGAUCUUUGUUUUAUUGACUGAAAUAUAAAGAAGCCUGAUUAGCUGAGUUCUAUGCUGCAUAUUAUUUUAAACAUAGAGGUAUGCUCAGCACUAUAUAAUAAUACUCUCUUUUUAUAAUAAAUAAAAUAUUAACACCA